Ficedula albicollis (Collared flycatcher) is the source of this 1106-nucleotide messenger RNA. RefSeq names its product coiled-coil domain-containing protein 134-like. The coding region runs from base 306 to 995 and encodes 229 amino acids. Lineage: Eukaryota; Metazoa; Chordata; Aves; Passeriformes; Muscicapidae. The transcript has 7 exons. The record is from RefSeq and is a predicted model, not a curated record.
CCCGGGAGCCAUCCCCGCCCCGGCGGGGGCAGGAGGGAAGGGCGGGAGCAGCCCUGGGGCCGCUCCGGGGGCGGAGGUGGCCGGUGCUCCCCGAGCGAGACCCGGGGCGGGCAGUGCGGCCCCGCGCAGCUCCCUGGACCCCGGGUUAAAGGGCUGUGCCCAGGGCUCUGCCUGCCCUCGCCGCCUGCUCGCCCCGCUCCUCGCCCCGCGGCUCCUGGGAGCUGCCGGGCCCCCCGAGGGUUCGCACCCUCCCAUGUGCCGCCUGCUACGUCCGCUUGACACGGCUCCGGGCUGCAGAGGCCAACAUGGAUUUUCUCGUCAUCUGCCCCUUUCUGCUGGCAUUGUUGCUGUCCCAGGGCAGCUUCACAGACCUGGAGAAACAGAGAGUAGACUCUGGCUUGGAAAUCUAUAAGAAGCUGUUUGAGGUGAAGCGCAAGGACCAGAUGAAUGCUCUGAAGAACUUGAUUGAGCUCAAUGACGUCAACCAGCAGUACAAAAUCAUUGACAUCAUGCUCAAGGGACUCUUCAAAGUGCUGGAGGAUUCCCGUGCUGUGCUCAUCGCUGCUGAUGUGCCUCCUGAUGGGCCCUUCCCUCAGGAUGAGAAGAUAAAGGAUGCGUACUCCCACGUGGUGGAGAACACCGCUUUCUUCGGGGACGUCGUCCUGCGCUUCCCCAAGAUUGUGCACCACUACUUCGACCGCAACUCCAACUGGAACAGCCUCAUCCGCUGGGGCAUCGGCUUCUGCAACCUGACGGGUGUGUUCGAGCAGGGGCCCCACUCGCAGGUCCUGCGGCUGAUGGCUCAGGAGCUAGGAAUCAGUGAGAAAUCUCCCGAUUACCGCAAUCCCUUUAAAACGGACCAGUCAGAGUUUUUCCCCAGUGCUGACACCUUUCAGAAGGCGCUGCGGGAUGAGGAGAAGAGGAGGAAGAAGGAAGAGAAGCGGAAGGAGAUCCGCAAGGGCCCACGCAUCUCCCGCUCACAGUCGGAGCUGUAGCAUGCUGGGACUUGGUGCCUUGCAGUGGGGGUGACACCACUGGGACACAGAGUGGCUCGCUCCCUUCUCGGCAGCCUUGGGCCAGUGCCUGGCCAUUCCCUUUCCAUUUGU